AUGCAGAAGUCUAUUGGAGUAGUUUGCAUAUCACUCAUUUUUUGCGCAGCUCUGUCAGAAACAAUUGGAUUAGUGAUUGCGGCUAAAGAGAAGCGAGGGUGGACACUGAACAGUGCUGGCUACCUUUUGGGUCCUCGUCGUAUUGAUCACCUAAUACAGAUAAAGGAUAAUCCCAGCGUAAGGGGGAGAGAAGAACUGCUAAGUCAAUAUGGCAUCGACGGUCACCGGACGCUCAGUGACAAGCAUGGCCUUGCUGGUAAGAGAGACAUGCCCCGGGACUAUGACUUCAAAUCAGGUUCCUUGAGAAUAACAGAUGAGGAUGUAUUACACAAUGUCAUUGACUUCUUAACAUACAUGCAACUUAAAGAAAUCGGAGCUCUGGAUACCCUGCCUUCCUUGCUCACAUCAGAAGAGAUGAGUCAGCCCUAG
Salvelinus namaycush (lake trout) is the source of this 429-nucleotide messenger RNA. Its product is annotated as galanin peptides-like. Gene Ontology annotation, molecular function: hormone activity. Lineage: Eukaryota; Metazoa; Chordata; Actinopteri; Salmoniformes; Salmonidae. Gene Ontology annotation, cellular component: extracellular region. The transcript is spliced from 6 exons. The coding region runs from base 1 to 429 and encodes 142 amino acids. The record is from RefSeq and is a predicted model, not a curated record.